This is a messenger RNA of Rotaria sp. Silwood2, 870 nucleotides long. The record is from the annotation of a GenBank genome assembly. NCBI's taxonomy places the organism in Eukaryota, Metazoa, Rotifera, Eurotatoria, Philodinida, Philodinidae.
AUGCUUGGAUUUUGUUGUCGACAGUAUGCUGAUAAUGAAGCACAGUUACGUUUUACUCAAGAUUUUGAAAAUCAUUAUGAUUCACAUAAGGUUAUAUUUUGGUAUACACGUGAUACAUUUCUCUAUCGUCUUCUGAAUAAGGCAUUGAGAGAACAGGAUAUUGAUAUAUUGUAUUCAGUGAGAUACUUCAUUAGAAAUCUUCAUCUACAAUUCAAAGACUAUCAUUCUAAACAAAUAUCAACAAAUACAACUGCAGAAAAUGAGAAAAUGAUCACUGUUUAUCGUGGCCAGUUGAUAAAAAACGAGGAAUUCGAACGUAAAAUACGACAUAAUCUUGGCGGUUUUCUCUCUGUAACUAGUUUUCUGUCCACAACAAUGGUUAAGCAGCUAGGUGCCAUAUUUUCUGGUAAUGGUGGUGAAAUUGACACACAAAGCGUUCUGUUUCAAAUAGAUAUUAAACAAUCAGUAAAGAAAUUUCCCUAUGCUAAUAUCUCUACGGAAAGUGUAUUCUGUGAAGAAGAAGGAGAAAUUCUAUUUACAAUGGGUUCUGUCUUUCGUAUACUUUCAAUUCAAUCGACUGGCAUUAAUAUGUGGUAUAUUCAUUUGAAACUAACUGGUGAAGAAGACAAAGAAUUAAUGAAAUUAAUUGAGUACUUGACAGGUGGUUUUGGUACAUUUACGUCUGAAAUUCAUUUAGCAAGAUUACUAUUCGAAAUGGCUCAGUACAGUAAAGCAAUACAUUUUUUAGACAUUGCUAUGCAAGACUCACAGCUUAUGGAAAAUUUGAUUGUACGGGUUUACAUCUACAAUGAACUUGUGGAUAUAUACAGCGUAAUUGGAGAAAGAGAUAAAUCUGGAGAAUAUUAUUGA